Molecule: messenger RNA, 1119 nt
Organism: Zygotorulaspora mrakii
Lineage: Eukaryota; Fungi; Ascomycota; Saccharomycetes; Saccharomycetales; Saccharomycetaceae
Product: MDR family NADP-dependent oxidoreductase
Exons: 1
Coding region: 1-1119 (372 amino acids)
Molecular function (GO): oxidoreductase activity, acting on the CH-CH group of donors, NAD or NADP as acceptor
Source: RefSeq, a predicted model, not a curated record
AUGGUCAGAGCUAAACAAUGGGUUUUAAAGAACACUCCUGAUUUUGGUGCACCCUUUAAUUUUGAUAAUGAUGAUCCAAAUGCAACAUUUGAACUGAAAUCUUUUGAUAUAUCUCCAGAUGACUUAAAGAAAGGUGAAAUCCUAGUUGAAACUUAUCUGCUUUCUAAUGAUCCGGCCCAGAAAUUUUGGAUAGCUACUGUAGAUCGGAAUUAUUCGAAAGGAACGCAAUUAGGUGAAAAUAUCCCCGCAAGAGGUAUCGGAAAGAUUCUGGCAAGCAAGAAUGAUAAUUACUCUGUAGGCGACUAUGUUACUGGUAGACUUUGUUGGACUACGGCUAUAAUUAUAGGCGACCCCAUAGCUGCCGAUGUUCGGAAGAUUUGCCCUGAGGAAGGUGACGAGUUAUGGUGGUAUUUAUCUGUAUAUGGGAGCACCGCUUUGACUGCAUAUUUCAUCUUUUACAAGUAUUUGGGCUUGAGCGAGACUGAGAAACACUAUGGUAAACAAUUUUUAAUAUCUGGUGCUGCAGGUGCUGUUGGAACUAUUUGUGUACAACUAGCUGUCAACGUUUUUAAAGCGUCAAAAGUAAUUGCAAUUGCGGGUGGAAGUGAAAAGAUCAAUUACCUGGAGAGUCUAGGAAAAGUUGUCGUUGGGGUGGACUAUAAAGAUGAACGUUUUGAGCAAAACCUUAUAAAAGCAGCUGCUGAAAACAGUGUCGACUACUUUGUUGAUAACGUCGGUGGCUCGAUACUAGAUAUAGGUGUGAAAACGUUAAAAAUUCAGGGGACAAUAAUUGCUUGUGGCUCAAUUAGCGGUUACAACCAUCCCGAAGAGUUAGUUUUCAAGAAUUAUGUUUCAGUAAUUACAAAAAGAUUGACUUUGAAGGGUUUACUAGUCACAGACUGUAGAGAAAAUUUUCCAGAAGCAAUGAAGAAGCUAAAAAAAUUAGUGAAAGAUAAAAGUAUUGACGCUAAACAUUCUGCUACUCUCGUGGAUGCAGAGGAUGAUAAGUUCAUUUACGUUCCUACUAUUUGGAGUGGAUUAUUUCAAGGUAUUAAUAGAGGAAAACUGAUAACCGUCGUUAAAGGCAUGGAUCAGAGUCGGUUUGCUAAGGGUGAAUGA